Penicillium robsamsonii is the source of this 3867-nucleotide messenger RNA. RefSeq lists its product as uncharacterized. The transcript has 2 exons. The coding region runs from base 1 to 3867 and encodes 1288 amino acids. NCBI's taxonomy places the organism in Eukaryota, Fungi, Ascomycota, Eurotiomycetes, Eurotiales, Aspergillaceae. The record is from RefSeq and is a predicted model, not a curated record.
AUGGCCGCGGGUAAGAAGGCUAAGGCCAAAGACAAGGGCAAGGCUGCCACCAAGAAGGUUAAGAAGGGGAAGAGCCCAGAAGUCACAGAGACUCAGACAACUACGACUACUCCUGCUCCUGGCAGCCCUGAACUUACGGCGCAGGAACCAGAACAAAUAAAAGAGCCUGCUGUUGACACGGAAGUAAAGACACCACUCCCCGUAUCAGCAUACGAGGUAUUUGACGACGAGAUACCUCAAGAUAGUUCCAAGCCUGUCGCAGAUCAACCAUCACCUGUGAUCAACAAUCCUGUAUCAGCAUACGAGAUAUUUGACGCCGAGAUACCUCAAGACAGCUCCAAGCCGGUCGCAGAUCAAGCAUCACCUGUACUUGACAAUCCUGUAUCAGCAUACGAGGUAUUUGACGACGAGACACCUCAAGACAGCUCCAAGGAGGUCGCAGAUCAAGCAUCACCUGUACUUGACAAUCCUGUAUCAGCAUACGAGGUACUUGACCAAGACACUACAUCUGCACUUCAAAGCAUCCCCGACCCUGUCGCGGAUCCAAAAUCACCCGUACACGAAAACCCCGUACUAGCAUACGAGGCGUUCGACGGCGAACCUUCACCCAAAGACAUCACCGACCCGAUCGUGGAUCAACCACCAGCUGUAGUCGACAAGCCUUUUGACGAAGCACCACAGUUGGGAGCACCACACUUCGACGAACCUCAGUUGGACACACCGCACUUAGACGAGUCAAGCUUGACCCAGCCUCCCAUCGAGAACAUCGAAACCCAAGAGCCACCCGCGGAAGAAUCAAACGUGGCUCAGCCUCCCAUCGAGGACCCAGAACUAAAGCAGCCCUUGGAAGACCAUACCAAGCAAGACGAACCUAACCAGGUCGAGCGCUCUGAAGAGACGACUGUAGUCUCAUCACCACCAGUCGACCCGUUUUCCCCUGUGGCCGCCUGUGUGCCCUUGCCUUCGCCAUCCUUGACUGAGGCACGGUAUAUGUCAAGUCCUUCCCAGGUUAACCAACAUUAUUAUCCUGGACCAUAUUCACCUUACGCUUCACCCGUCCCCUAUUCUGCGCAAUUGCCAAACGCAUCACCAAACGCCUACGCUUCUCAAACAGGCUACGCUUCACCAAACGCCUACGCUUCGCCAGUGCCGUACGCUGCCUCCCCGGUGCCGUACACCUCGCCCAACGCGUAUUCUUCACCAGCACCUUACGCCUCACCUGCGUUGUACGCCCCAGUACCGUACUCUGGUUUCCCAGUGCCUUACACCUCAUCCACACCUUACGCUGGCUCUCCAGUGCCUUACAGCUUACCCGGACCCUACGCUGGUUCCCCGGCGCCUUACGCCCCAUCAGUAGCAUACACUUCCUCGCCGGUACCCAAAGUCAGCAGCCCACUUGCACGUUCCCACUACCCUCAAAUGUCUCCAACUAUAUCACCCACUGCAACUCCCCCUCCUCAGAAUCCACCAGCUGCACCGAUGGCUCCUUCCGAAGCGCCACCUUCCGUGGCCCCAAGUGGACCGCAUUCUCUCCAAUCUCCUGUCAUGAGCUCUGCUGGAAUGAUACCUCCUUAUGGAUAUUAUUCUCCCCAUCACCAAUCGGAGGCCCAUUAUAUGAGCCGGGGCUACAGCAUCCCAGAUCCAUCGUAUCAGGCAUCAUUUCAGGCCCUUCAAAACCUGUCCAUGGCCAACGGCCAUUCCCACGAGAAUGGGUCUCCCCCAGAAAACGACAGUGAGCACAUUGAGCUUCUACAGCGCAUCCAGUCGGCCAUUCCAGACAUCAACCGUCUCCUUCAUGGUUUCCGCAAUACACACAGCAAGCUCUCGAGCCGGGAGGCUGAGAUGAAGCACAUUGGAAGCCAGCACGAGCAAGCUCUGAUUCACAAGGAGUACUACAUUGAAGCUUUGCAGUCCCAAAUGAAGAAGACUGCCAAUGAAAGUGCCGAAGAAGGCGCCAGAUUGAAGCAUACCAUCAGUGAGCUUCGUCUCGAACUCGGAGAUCUGCAAGAGAAGCAGAAGGACCUUGAAGAUGGCUUGGCUGUCCACCAGAAGUCCAACGAGGAGCUUACUGAAGCCAAGGUCGUACUCGAGGGACAAAUCAACAAGCUCAAUGAAAACAUCAGUGAGUCAACGGCGGCCCACGAGAAAGAGUUGGCGACCAAGAAGGAGGAGCAGGAGAAGGCGCUUGCGGCACAGAAAGAAGAGCUCACCGAGCUGUUCGAGGAGAUUAAGGCCGAGGAUGAGAAAACAGCAGCCGAGAAUCUCGAGACUCGUGAGCGCGAACUUCGCGCUGCCCACGAAGCUAGUCAAGGUGAAUGGGAGAAAGAGAAGGCCCUAUUGCAGGAAUCCUUUGAAACCCAGCGCACCGAGCUGGAGACUACCAAGGCAGAAGUGACAUCCCAGAUCGCUGCUUUGGAAUCCAAGGAGACCGAGCUACAAGCCCGACUCGCUGAACUCACAUCGACACGUGAGGAACUGGCAGCAAAGUUGGCAGAGCUUGAAGAAACCCACCAGAAGAACGCCAAAGAAACGGAAGAACUCCGCCAAGGCCAUGCUGGUGAAUUGGACUCCCUACGGCAAUCCCACGGCGAACAACUCGCUGCUGCUGCCAAAGAAUUGAACGACAAAAUCGCGGCUCUGGAAGCUCACUUCAACGAGAAAGAGCAGCUUUGGACCACGGAGCGCGCUGCAUUGGAGCAGCAACUAUCCGAGAAGAACAGCGAACUUUCCAGUGCUGAGCGAGAGAAGGAAAGAUUGGAAGGAGACGGAAUUGUCAAGGAGCAGCACCUUCAGCGUGCCGUGGAUGGGAUGCGAAUGACGAUCGAUAACCUGGGUGGUGAUUGCGACAGGCUGAGAAAGACACUGUCCAGCCUAGGCGAGGCCACUGACCUCAGAAACACCAAGGGCGAUCAAUUCUUCCUGGACUGCUUCACAGAGCUCUCGCAACUCAUCCACAAUCUAUCAAAAGAGCAUUUCGGAUAUCUCCCCAUCGAUCCCCCAAAAGACAUCCUUUCCAAGAUUCCAUCCGAACUUCCACCAUUCCUUGACAACACCCCAGCCUCCCGCGAACUCCGAUGUGCUUACAUCCAGCACAUUAUCUCAAAAACCCUCACCUUCCGAGUCUUCCAACCCUUCCUCUUCACCCUAGGCCGGCGCUACGAUAAAGCCGACACCUUCUUCCAGAUGCUAUCCAUGGACAUCCGACGCAAGUCCGUCCGCCGCGAGGCAUUCUGGCGCCAACAGACCCUGAAAGCAGCCUACACAACCUCAGACGCAAAACAAUCAAUCAACGUAGCUGCAGCCGUCAUUGUCGACGAAAUCAUCGACCACAUCAAGCAUUUCGCCGAUCCCAAGCACCUCGACUCCCUGCUAAUCGGGGUGCGAAAGAUCGUCAAGCUCGCCGCUGAGACAUGGAGACACGCGCGCGUUGAGCGCGAGCUCGUCCUCGCCAACUUCCCCGCCCCGGACGCAGAGAGUGUCUCGAACGAGGGCUGGCUGGAGUACGCUGCCAACACGGAUCAAAAGCCCACCACGACAAACGAGCCCACCCGCCAUGUCGUGCUGCGCACCUUCCCGCGUAUUACGCGCGAGGCGGCUCAUGAGGACUUUGCCAGUGAUGAAGAGAAAGCUACCGGGUGCACUUACUCGCAGGGUAUUGUGUUGUACUCUGAUUCGCCGGUCAUUAUGGGCCGUCUUCAGGAGUUUGCGAAGAAGUCUUCUGAUGCUCUGGUCACUGAGUCGCCUCCUAAGACGCCUGUGGCUGUCAAGGCUAUUGACAGGUUGGCACAGAUCGAGGCUUCCUCUCCGAAGGUUAUGACUGUUCGAUCAGCUCCUACGAGCCCGAAGGGCCAGUUUAGGAGUCUGUGA